This is a messenger RNA of Rosa rugosa (rugosa rose), 775 nucleotides long. RefSeq lists its product as uncharacterized. Gene Ontology annotation, molecular function: cysteine-type peptidase activity. Bases 60 to 569 code for a protein of 169 amino acids. NCBI's taxonomy places the organism in Eukaryota, Viridiplantae, Streptophyta, Magnoliopsida, Rosales, Rosaceae. The transcript has 5 exons. The record is from RefSeq and is a predicted model, not a curated record. Gene Ontology annotation, biological process: proteolysis.
AGGAUUUUUGACGCACUUCAUUUGUUAGGUACCUAUAUGAGGUCCUUGAGAAAUCUGACAUGGUUGAUACAUUUGGGUUCGUGGAUCCUGCACGGGUCGUCUCUAUUGGGGUAUCAGAUUCAAAGAAUGUAGUGAACAAUUUAGUACAACGGAUGCAACAUGGAAAGUCUCAUCGUAUAUUUUUGGUGCCUUACAAUCCCAGUGACCAUUGGAUGUUGACUAUAAUAAAUGAAGAAAAAGACAUUGUCUACAUUGUGGACUCUUUGGAAAGACAAUACCCCGAGUGGAUGGAAACUGUGAACAAUGCAAUCAAAUUAUUUAAUGGAAUUACGGGUAGACAUGGCAAAAAAGCACCACGAUGGAUAAAUCUCUCGGGUGCACCAAAACAAGUGGGCGGUGGUGAAUGUGGCUACUAUGUCAUGAGAUACAUGAAGGAACUGAUUGAGGAUCCAAUGCUUUCUUUUGCACAGAAGUGGAGUAGGAAGUCGAAGAGAACCAGCUACUCACAAGAGCAAAUUGAUGAGGUGCGGAUUGAAUGGAGUGAGUUUGUUACAAGGAAAUACUUGUAGAUGUUUAUGAUGAAGCGUGAUAUUUGUAGUGCUGCUUUUUAUGGAACAAGUAGUCUUUAUUGAUCGUAUGUUAAGUUGGACAGAAUUAUUUAAGUUUCAUUGUUUAAUAUGUAGUAGUACUUAAGUAGUUUACUUAUUGUAGAACAUGAUAUUUUAACUUUUGGUUUAUGAAAGAUAUAUUGCUUAAUAAUUUUUUGGUAUUUUGA